This is a messenger RNA of Echinops telfairi (small Madagascar hedgehog), 2220 nucleotides long. RefSeq names its product beta-carotene oxygenase 1 (gene BCO1). Gene Ontology annotation, molecular function: carotenoid dioxygenase activity; beta-carotene 15,15'-dioxygenase activity. The record is from RefSeq and is a predicted model, not a curated record. Bases 56 to 1729 code for a protein of 557 amino acids. Gene Ontology annotation, biological process: carotene catabolic process; retinal metabolic process. Lineage: Eukaryota; Metazoa; Chordata; Mammalia; Afrosoricida; Tenrecidae. The transcript has 11 exons.
GCUGGGAGGGCCUGCGGGAGCUGCAGCUGAGCAUAGGGACAGGGACUCACCAGCCAUGGAAGUCAUAUUCGGCCGAAACAGGACGGAGCAGCAGGAGCCCGUGAGGGCCCAGGUGACAGGCAAGAUUCCAACCUGGCUGCAGGGAAUCCUGCUUCGGAACGGGCCUGGGAUGCACUCAGUGGGGGAGACCAGGUACAACCACUGGUUUGAUGGCCUGGCCUUGCUCCACAGCUUCACGAUUAGAGACAGUGAGGUCUAUUACAGGAGCAAGUACCUGCGCAGCGACACCUACACCGCCAACAUCGAGGCCAACAGGAUCGUGGUGUCGGAGUUCGGGACGAUGGCUUAUCCGGACCCCUGCAAAAACAUUUUUUCCAAAGCGUUCUCCUACUUGUCCCACACCAUCCCCGAUUUCACCGACAACUGCCUGAUUAACAUCAUGCGGUGUGGCCGGGACUUCUACGCCACCACGGAAACCAAUUACAUCAGGAAAAUCAACCCGCAGACCCUGGACACCCUGGAGAAGGUUGAUUACCGGCAGUACGUGGCUGUGAACCUGGCUACGUCCCAUCCUCAUUACGAUGCAGCCGGGAACGUUCUUAACAUGGGCACGUCCAUCGUGGACAAGGGGAAGACGAAGUAUGUGUUGUUUAGGAUCCCCAGCACAGUGCCAGAAGACAAGAAGAAAGGGGCGAGCUGCCUGAAGCACACUGAGGUGUUCUGCUCCAUCCCCUCCCGCUCCCUGCUCUCCCCGAGCUACUAUCACAGCUUUGGCCUCACCGAGAACUACAUCAUCUUCCUCGAGCAGCCCUUCAAGCUGGACAUUCUCAAGAUGGCGACUGCGUACAUCCGGGGAGUGAGCUGGGCAUCCUGCCUGUCCUUCCACAAGGAUGACAAGACUCACAUCCACAUCAUUGACCAGAGGACUAGGAAGCCAGUAGUGACCAAGUACUACACGGACCCCAUGGUGGUCUUCCAUCACGUCAACGCCUACGAGGAGGAUGGCUGCAUCCUCUUUGACGUAAUUGCCUACAAGGAUAGCAGCCUCUACCAGCUCUUCUACAUGGCCAACCUCAACCGGGACUUUGCCGAGAACUCCAGGCUCACCUCUAUCCCGACCCUCAAGAGGUUCGCCGUGCCCCUCCAUGUGGACAAGGAUGCCGCAGUGGGCUCCAGUUUAAACCUGCCGCCCUCCACCACAGCAACCGCACUGAAGGAGGGAGAGGGCCUGGUCUACUGCCAGCCGGAAGUGCUGUACGAAGGCUUGGAGCUCCCGAGGAUCAACUACGCUCACAACGGGAAGCCGUACCGCUAUGUCUUCGCUGCCGAAGUCCAGUGGAGCCCCAUCCCAUCAAAGAUCCUGAAGUAUGACCUCAUCACUAAGUCGUCCUUAAAGUGGGGAGAGGAGCACUGCUGGCCGGCGGAGCCCCUGUUUGUGCCCAGUCCAGGCGCCGAGGAAGAGGAUGACGGCGUUAUCUUAUCGGCCAUUGUCUCUACCGACCCCCAGAAGCCGCCUUUCCUGCUAAUUCUGGAUGCCAAGAGCUUUACCGAGCUGGCUCGCGCCUCUGUGCAGGUGGACAUGCACCUGGACCUGCAUGGCUUGUUCAUCCCAAGCUCAGGGGAGCUGGCCUCUGACCAGGAAGCCCAAGCUGGGGCUCCUGACCAUGCUGCACCUCUGCAGGCUGAUGGCUGGGAGGCCUGUGACCCCUCAUGCACCGGACACCUCUGACAGGAAGCUGGGGUUGGCUGCACGAGUGAGUGUAGAGUGUGUCAGUCUCUUGGUUUUGUCUUAACUGUGAGAGCUCCUUGGAGGACCAGCCAAAUCUGUAUCGCUUAGCUCUAGCUCUGCUAAGAAAGCCCCUUCCCUCCUUAGAAAGCCCCUGGCGGUGAAUCAGAUGCCGCAUACAUCCCCAUUGCCAUUGUUCUUAGACUGAGCAUUCGCCAGCCUGUCAGAGAAGAGACACACACAUUUAUCAUUGCUCUUCCCUCCUCCCCUCCCUCCCUUCCCACUUUGACAUCCCUGACCCUCCCCCCUUCUUUAUCUCUCCCUGCCCCUCCCUCCUUCCUUAAAGAUCAGAGGUCACUUGGAAGUGCCAACUUCCGAGCCCAGCCAUCAGUGCACUGUGUGGCAGGAAGGUGUGCUGCUUUGUGGGUAUCCAUGGAAGGCAUGGCAUGAUGCUCAGUAAUAAAAGUCAGCCCGGACCCGGUGUUUACACGGCA